UUUUUAUAAUAACAGUAGCAACACUAGGAUCCAUUGAAAAAAUUAUUUUCAAUUUUUAUCAUUCCAAAAUUUUAUUAUCUUAGGAAAUUUUUGGAGUAUUGCACAGUAGUUUAUUGAAAUUUUAUGUACAAACCAGACACCGUUUAACUCACAAUGAAAGUAAAUAUUGAAUUAGGAGGAGGAGCAGAACUUUUAUUUGGCAACCAAAAGCAGCAUGAUAUUGAUCUUCAAGAUGAUAAGAAAUGGAUACUUGGCGAUUUAUUAUUGUGGAUGAAGGACAAUAUGUUGAAAGAGAGGCCAGAAUUGUUUUUGCAGGAUAAGUCGGUACGUCCUGGAAUACUGGUUUUAGUUAAUGAUACUGAUUGGGAACUGGUGGAUACUGUCAACUAUGCCAUACAACCUAAUGAUAGGAUAAUAUUCAUAUCAACUCUACAUGGGGGAUGAGAUUUACUAUAUAAGUUUGUUAUUUUUUUAAUGUAACUUAUGUUUAAUAAAAACUUGAUAUUUAUGUUUA
Molecule: messenger RNA, 514 nt
Organism: Leptinotarsa decemlineata (Colorado potato beetle)
Lineage: Eukaryota; Metazoa; Arthropoda; Insecta; Coleoptera; Chrysomelidae
Gene: Urm1
Product: Ubiquitin-related modifier 1
Biological process (GO): tRNA thio-modification
Cellular component (GO): cytoplasm
Source: RefSeq, a predicted model, not a curated record